Dinoponera quadriceps is the source of this 4654-nucleotide messenger RNA. RefSeq names its product adenylate cyclase type 8-like (gene Adcy8). The record is from RefSeq and is a predicted model, not a curated record. Lineage: Eukaryota; Metazoa; Arthropoda; Insecta; Hymenoptera; Formicidae. Gene Ontology annotation, molecular function: adenylate cyclase activity. Gene Ontology annotation, cellular component: plasma membrane. Gene Ontology annotation, biological process: intracellular signal transduction; adenylate cyclase-activating G protein-coupled receptor signaling pathway; cAMP biosynthetic process. The coding region runs from base 374 to 4351 and encodes 1325 amino acids. The transcript is spliced from 20 exons.
AGCCUUCAAUCGACGGCGACAAUCGCCGUGGAUUACUCCGCUAGGGUGUCGACUACGUCGGACUGUGUGACCGCCCCUCCUCCGGAUCGUCGGAUCCGAGGAGGGAUGGGCGGCCGUCGACGAGCGCACUCUGAACUUCGCGGACACCUCGUAGAUCCCGCUCGUCGGCUGACUCGUCGAGGAGCGCGCGCGAUUUUCGAGUUCUCCCGUGGGCGAAGGGCCUCGAUGCCAGAACGCGGCCGGAAGGAGCCGUUCCCUUUACUGAGGACUGACGAUUAAGGUGUCUGACAAUGCCGGAUGCUAAGGCACUAGCCUUACUACUGACGAUCACAACGUGAGCGGUCAGUCAGUUCCGCGGAUCAUCGGGGAGAUAAUGAUUACAGAACAGACCUGGAGCAUGAUGCUGGACAGCGAUGUCACGAGCAUCAGCGAGUCGAGCAUUUCGCCGAGGAAACAAUUAUGGAUCAAGGCGGUGAAGAAACUGACCUCCGAGAGGCUGGGCCGGGAGGGACUGGCGGCGUGGGAGGACCGGAAGUCCAACAACGACCCCGAGGUUGCCGAGGUGAAGGACAUCAGCGAGCCCGCCGAGAACGCCGAGGUUGCCAAAGCGGAGCCGGAAGUCGCCGCGGAGCAGCCCGUGGCCGAUGAGGAGGCUCAGACCCAACGCGACGUCUUCAAGAAGGGAGUGCUGUACAAGGGGAUAUUCUGCCCCUCGCUGACCAACAGCUUCCAUAACAAGCAGCUGGAGACAUCCUACCUUCAUUACUCGAACCGGCAGCGGCAGAAGUCCCUGAUAAUGCUGAAUAUCGUGGACCUCGGCUUGAAAAUCACGUUAACGGCGAUCUGGCUGUGGCAACGGGACCCAAACAGCGGAGGCCUCAUCGAGUCCCUGUCCUGGGCCGCGUGCUGCAUCGCGGCGAAUCUGGUGGUCUGCGUGCUCGGCUGGUGGCGUUGCUUUUCUAACAAUUACCUAUACUGGGCCUCCAUAUUCACAUGGUUAUUAAUAAACUCCCAAGGUUUCAUAGGUGCCGGUCUGAACUUUACCACGCAGCAGAGGCUCAUGUGGUACAUACUCUUCGUCGUGUACGCGCCAUACGCGAUGCUGCCCUUGCCGCUGCGGUGGUGCGUUCUCGCCGGCUACGGAACGGCGCUAACACACUUGGUGAUGGCCGGUAUAAGUCUCCUGCGGGACUCCACACACUUUCGGGACGUCGCAUGCAUCGUCCGCAUGCUGACGACGAACGUGCUUCUGUACCUGGCCGUGAACCUGGUUGGCAUGUACACCAAGUACCUGACGGACAGGGGACAACGGCAGGCCUUCCUGGAGACGCAUCGUUCCAUGGAGACGAGGCAACACACGCAGAACGAGAACAAUCGACAGGAGAAGCUGCUGCUCUCAGUCCUGCCCGAUUUCGUCGCCAAGGAAAUGAUCCGCGAUAUCGCGCGCGAGACCGCCCGAGGGGGAACGAUAUCCUUCACGCCGAAUCAGUUCCAUCGGAUCUACAUCCAUCGCUACGAGAACGUCAGCAUCUUGUUCGCCGACAUCAAAGGAUUCACGGCUCUGGCGAGCCAGUGCAGCGCGCAGGAGCUGGUGAAGGUGCUGAACGACCUGUUCGCGCGCUUCGACAAGCUCUCGGCGGAGAAUCAUUGUCUGCGCAUCAAGCUCCUCGGCGACUGCUACUACUGCAUCUCCGGCCUGCCGAUCGCCAGGAGCGACCAUGCUCAUUGCUGCGUGGAGAUGGGCCUGCACAUGAUCAAGGCGAUACGCGACGUGCGGUUCACCACGAAGGUGGACCUGAACAUGAGAAUAGGGAUCCACAGCGGAUCGGUGCUGUGCGGGGUGCUGGGGCUGCGAAAGUGGCAAUUCGACGUGUGGUCGUACGACGUCACGCUCGCGAAUCACCUCGAGAGCGGCGGGAUACCAGGGAGAGUGCACAUAUCCGCCGACACGCUCAAAUGCCUAAACGACGUUUACGAGGUGGAGCCCGGCUACGGUAGCGAGCGCGACAACUACCUGAAGGACAGGAACGUGGUGACGUACCUCAUCAAGCAGGUCGAGCCCCUGCGCUCGCGGCGCAAGUAUUCCUCCAGGCCGAAGGUCUUGACGGAGGAGGACGCCGCGAACAAAAGCAAGAAGAGCUUCAAGAUCAACAACGCCCUACCCGCUAACAGCAACGCGCCCAAUUCCAACGUGGACGACGACAUCGGGGUCGACUGGACACCUGAAAUCCCAUUCGAGAAUCUGAACACGGCUACGUCGAUGAGCAACCUGGAGUCUGAGUACCUGGAGGAGGAGAACGGCACGGCGAAGACCAAGGCGACCUCGCCGACAGCCGGCGAGAAGAAGGGCGGCAUCGAGACCGCCAGCAACAAGCGCAUGAGGUCGGCGAACAUCAACGCGUGGACGCUGCGCUACAACGACGAGAGUCUGGAGUCCAAGUUCGACCAACUGCGGGAGGACAUGUUCAAGUCCAACAUGAUAUGCUGCUUCGUCAUCUGGCUCUUCAUCGCCACCUGUCAGGCCAUCAUUUUGUCCGACUGCAUCAUCUUUCUGAUCUCCCUCCUGGUGACGACGGUGAUCUUGGUGGCGUCGUCGAUCCUGGUGAUGGCGGAGGAAUUCAAGAGCAUGCCGACGUACCUGCAACACACGUCGUCCAUGUUAGUGCACAACAAGAAGCACCGCACCGUCUUCAUCUGCGGCGUGAUCAGCCUGAUGGCGUUGACGUCCGUCAUCGGCGUGGUGACGUGUCCCAUCAUGGUGCGUCCUUAUCCGGAGGUAGUGGUCCUGGAGCAGCAACAACAGACACCGACUCCGGCGGCACUUCCCGUUCAGGAGAAACUGACCGCCACCACCACCGGCUCGGGUGUAGAUCACUUCAUCUUGACGUUCCUGGAGGCAGCCUUGAGCGACGAGUCCUCCGAAGUACGGAAGGCCGCGCCCGCCACGGAGAAUAAUACCGUGGAAGGAGCUUCCAGCGACAUCGAGCUGAAGCUGACGCAAGUGGUGAACGGAAGGGCGCCCGGGAGGAACAGACGGGAGUUCUUCAGGUUCCUACGAUACGAGCAACAUUACGGAGCGGAAGGCGCGAGGCAUUACCGACGAGUCGCGCGAAUACAGGACAAGGGUGGUCCGCAGAGGAGGAUCCUCUCCGUCGACGAGAAGACCGAGACCAGUGAAGAGCCGUCGACCUCGAGCAGCCUCGAGGACGGACUCGUGGUGGGCAGCUGUAUCCGGCCGGAGUACAUGGUCUUCACGUGGAUCUUGUGCCUGAUCGCGCUCGCCUCGGCCCUCAAACUGUAUUACCUGGUGAAGACCGCGCUGGCCGCGGCGAUCGUGCUGGUCUACGCGGUGCUGAUCCUCGUGGUGUGCAAGGAAAUGUUCUCCGAAGGAGAGCAUAACGUGUCGUCAAUAUCGCUGCCGGCGCAAAUGCUGACGUUCCUGGCGGUUUUCCUCGUGAUGGUGACGUACCACGGUAGACUGGUGGAAGUGACGUCGCGCUUGGACUUUCUGUGGAAGCAACAAGCCGAGAGGGAACUGAGCGACAUGAUCGAGUCGCGGCAUAACAAUAUGCAGCUGUUGAAGAACAUCCUGCCGGACCACGUGGCGCAUCAUUUCCUGACGCAGGAACGCGCCCCGGAGGAGCUCUAUUCGCAGUCGCGAGACAAGGUCGGCGUGAUGUUCGCCAGCGUGCCGAACUUUACCGAAUUCUACUCGGAGGACGUGAACAAGGGAAUGGAGUGCAUUCGUUUGCUCAAUGAGAUCAUCGCCGACUUUGACGAGUUGCUGGACGAGACGCCGUUCCACUGCAUCGAGAAGAUCAAGACAGUCGGCGCCACUUACAUGGCCGCGUCGGGACUGAAUCCCAGCCAAACCGACAAGAGCGGUGACAACAUGGAACACCUGUGCAGACUGGUGGACUACGCGGUGGCCAUGCGCCACCGUCUCGAGGACGUGAACGUUCACUCGUUCAACAACUUCGACCUCCGAGUGGGCAUCAGCUGUGGCCCCCUCGUGGGAGGUGUAAUCGGAGCCCGCAAGCCGGUCUACGACAUAUGGGGUAACACCGUGAACGAGGCUUCCAGGAUGGACUCCACGGGCGUGAUGGGCAAGAUACAAGUGCCGCACGAUAUCGCCAGGUUUCUGGAGUCGCGGGGUUACCAGACGCAGAAGCGCGGGCUGAUCGAAGUGAAGGGGAAGGGCACGAUGGAGACGUAUUUCGUGUUGGGCAAGGGCACCCUCCAGCAGGAAGGCACAUCCAGGCACAGGAGCACCUGCCGAAGUCUCGCUGCGGUGGUCUACGGAGUGGUACAGGCGCGUCGCAAGCAAAUCAGAGCGCUGCGAAGAACGUAGAACGUUCGAGCUCGUUCCGAUAUGGUUUGAAUCGCCCAAGCAGAACAAGUCAUAUAAGAGUCAAGAUGACGUCAACGUGAUAUCAUUCCGGCAUCAAUUUGAGAUCAUCUCGACUUUUAUACGACCCGAUUCUACUUGGGCGGUGCAGAAAAUUUGUCGUGCUUGUUGAACGAAGCUGAAGAGAUUAUAUGUUGGGAAGAAGGUGUAGUUUUUUCCAAGCAAUUUCCAUUAACCCUUUCGGUACAUUUGACGAGUGAGACUCGUCAUCUGCUUACUUGGGCAUAAAAUGUAUUACUUUUACAU